AUGUCGAAGGCGCGCUCGGCUGUCUCUGGCGCUGACCAGAUGGUUAAGCUCAUAGUGGGAGCUGGAAAAGCUGCCCCUAGUCCUCCAGUUGGUCCUGCACUUGGAAGUAAAGGUGUUAAGUCUAUGGAUUUCUGCAAGGAAUUCAAUGCGCGAACGGCGCACAUUAUACAAGGGACGCCUAUGCCGACCCGAGUAACGGUACGAGCAGAUAGAUCAUUCCAUUUCGACGUUCGAACACCACAGACUUCAUGGCUCCUCAGGAAUGCGGCAGACCUACCGGUCAAUAAGAAGGGGAAGAGGAAAGCUGCGAGCCAGCCGGGACACGAAAUAGUAGGCACGGUUACUCUGAAACAUAUUUACGAAAUUGCCCAGAUAAAGCAAACCGAACUACGACUCUCCGGUCUUUCGUUAGAGGGUCUUUGCAGGGCCGUUAUUUUCCAGGCCAAGUCAAUGGGUAUUGCUGUUGUCGCAUAA
Daldinia childiae is the source of this 474-nucleotide messenger RNA. RefSeq names its product 54S ribosomal protein L19, mitochondrial. The record is from RefSeq and is a predicted model, not a curated record. Gene Ontology annotation, cellular component: mitochondrial large ribosomal subunit; ribosome. Gene Ontology annotation, molecular function: large ribosomal subunit rRNA binding; structural constituent of ribosome. Gene Ontology annotation, biological process: translation. Lineage: Eukaryota; Fungi; Ascomycota; Sordariomycetes; Xylariales; Hypoxylaceae. The coding region runs from base 1 to 474 and encodes 157 amino acids. The transcript has 2 exons.